Oreochromis niloticus (Nile tilapia) is the source of this 15636-nucleotide messenger RNA. Its product is annotated as potassium voltage-gated channel subfamily A member 10. Gene Ontology annotation, cellular component: membrane; voltage-gated potassium channel complex. The coding region runs from base 9962 to 11653 and encodes 563 amino acids. Gene Ontology annotation, molecular function: delayed rectifier potassium channel activity; protein binding. The record is from RefSeq and is a predicted model, not a curated record. Gene Ontology annotation, biological process: potassium ion transmembrane transport; protein homooligomerization; action potential. NCBI's taxonomy places the organism in Eukaryota, Metazoa, Chordata, Actinopteri, Cichliformes, Cichlidae. The transcript has 3 exons.
GUUCGGAAGGUAUUUAGUCUGAAAAUGAUUUGAGGUGCUAAUUUUAGCUGAAGAGCAUCUGUGCUGAUACAAAAUGCCGUAAAUCGAUCAAAGACUUCUUUGUUGUUAUUCUUAGGACAGCCAGCAUCUUUGUAGCCACGGGCAGUGUAGAGGACAUUUUCAGACGCCUCCUGGUAUCUUCAGCUUCUGCCUCCCUUUAAGUGCACGGAAUAUGCUCCCUGCAGUUUAAAAGAGAGAGCAGGGUGUUCUAUUAAUAGCUUUUUGUUGGUGGAAGAGAUAGGAGAAGGAGGAGAAUGUGAGCAGAGACAGAAAGGUGGAGAGAAAGAAAGAUUUUUAAAGAAAUCCUUCAAUCCUUCAGUGAACUUUCUGUGGAUCUCUGGUCUUGACAUCCAAAUGUAAAAAUCCAUACUAGGAAAGAAAUGCACUAAUAAAAACAGCUUGUUUUGUAUGCUGUUAAAUCAAGUUUUUUUUAUUUAUUUGAGUUUUUAUUUUCUUUGUUUAGAUCCAUAAAAUGUGCCGUUGAAAUUUCCUAUAUAUCUAUGAGGUGCUCUUUUAUUCUUGAUUUCUUAUGAUAUCUUGUGAUAUCUUGUGUCAUCUUCUCACCAGACACAUCUACACCUGAGUGGUUUUGCUAUCUGCCGGCUUGUGCUCUUCUAUCUUCGGUCCACUUGUGCUUUAACUACAGCAAUGCAUUGUGAACGGGAGCACUUGGGGCCUUGGUGCUGUAGCUACAGCUCUGCUUUAGUCAUUAGUCUUGCUUAGAUCCAGCGAUGCAGUGCAGAUCUCUGCAGCAUCUUUGCUGAAAUCGGGGCAAACAGUGAGAGGCAGAUGGAACAGAGCAGCCUGAGCAAGGACACAGGCAGCAGGAACAAAGCCCUGCUGCAGGUGGCUGCCACUGCCACAGAACUGUUGUGAGGGAGCAACGAGUGAGACUGUGUGUUGUUUGUCAGGGAUGGUAGCAUACCCACAGGAGCAUGGAUGAGUAGUCAUACAGGCUUGCACUGUGCUUACCAGCUUGUAAUUAGGAGACGAGAGCUGUGGGACUUGGAGCUAAUCCAACAGGGCUGCCCAGCAUCAGACCACACCCUGUUAUUACAAGGUGUUCAGCUUUAUUCUCAUUAAAUCCAGCCCUGGAAAUAGUGCCAUGAGUUUUGAAAUGGUUAAAUUCAUCUGUUUAGAGCAGUGUACAAGUCACUGGCUUAUUUUAUUUCAUUUUAUUAUAUUUUAGCAUAUUUUUUAAAAGGUUUUUGUAUUCAAUUUUAGUUGUAAAACAAUUCAGUGAUGGAAGAAAUGAUUACUGCCCUCUAGGGUGGCAUUGCUGAAACUACACAAAGUCUGUAAUUGUAAUCAAUGUGUCAAAAACACCUUGUGGAAGAAGUAUUGAGAUUCUUAAAUGAGCCUGAGAUUGAAUUCCAAAGAUUUAAAAGUUAAAUAUUAAUUUAACAGAUGAAUAUCUCUGUGAGUGAUGUAAAAUAUGAUUUUAUAAUAUUAGAAAAUUUUAAGCCUCUGAGAAUGGCAGCUCUGUUUAAUCUAAUUCCUAAACAGUUAAUGCAAUGUUUUGUUAAACUCCUUGAAUUAAAGCCGAAAGCCAUUCUUACAAGCACAUUUUUAAAUUUAUUUUAUUUCAUUUUAAUAUUUUAUUCAUUUUUUUUAUAUAAAACUCACUGUGGUGGUGUGCAAAAAUUGUGUCUUUGUUCAAAAACAUAUGGACCUAACUGUAUACAUUGUACAAAGUUAACUCUUUGUAUAAUAUAUACAAGAAUACAUUAAAUUCUAUCUAUAUUUUUAAACUCAAAAUGCAUAAAUAGCCUGACAUUUAUAAAUGGAUGAUUAAGUCUUAAAUGUUCCAGCGAGCAGAGAGGGUACUUGCUUUUAAGGAAAAACUUGUAAUAUCAAACAAUAUCACGUGUCUAUCAUCGAUCAUAGGUCUUAGGUCAAGGUGCAGAUCUCGUGUCUCUGUCAAAACACCUUCUGAGUCUGACUUCCUUCUGUGCCCCAUACGAUCAUAUGCUUCACUUUUUCACUGUGCCAAAGACCAGCAAGUGCUUGUUUCUGCAGGAACCUGAGCAAAUGUAGUGGAAAGACAGACAGUUCUUGUGACAAUGUGAAGGUCCCAUAUUAACUCUAUCACCACUGCCCCAUAAGAAUACACACAGACAUGGUUUUUAUAGUUUGACAGUUUCAGGAUUUUCUUUAAAACUACCAUUUUCCUUUAUUUGACUCACAAUGGUGGCUCUAAAGUUCAUCUGAAUAGAUAUAAGGUCUUUUUGACCUGUAACAGGUUCAAUAUGUUUUUCUUUUUGUACAUUUUGGGUCACUUUAGGAAAAGUAAUCAAAAUUCUGACUGAAAAGUAACAUUUAGGUCAUUUAUACUGUUGUCAAUUCUCAAAAUGUGUCAUAUUGGGCACAAAUGGGAAAUUGGUCUAGUGGUUCACAGCUCCCUCUGAAGGGUCAGCCUCCCUCUGAAGGAUCAUGAGAUGAUCAAAGCGAGUAUAAAAAUCUAAAUUUAUUGUUGUUUCAUCACAUAUACCAAAUAUUUCUAACUUUUCAAAUUGAGUUUUGCCCUGAAUGACUGAAGCAGCAGUGAUGAAUGCUUUUCUGUAAAUUUCAAGAGAGAAAAAAAGGCUGGAAGGCCCUGAUUAAGCUUUUAUAUACACUCUAUUAAAAUAAAAUAUAAAACAUUGUUUUGUUUUAUGUGCAAUCUUUCACUUCACUACAUCUGACAUCUGGAAACUAGAGAUAAAAAAAGGGAAAUAGAGAAAUAAAAAGUGUAAUAUCUAAGUACCUCAAGAUUAGACUUGAGUUUGCUUAAACAGCUGCUUGAAAUAAAAACACUAGGCUGUUCUCUGCGUAAACACUCUUGAUUGUCUAAUCAGUAAUUGAGUCUAAUGAGAUACAUAAUGCAGCCCUGGGAGUUUAGAUGGAGUAGGACCGUCUAACCCUUCUCCUUCAGAGUCAAUGGAGAAUCAAUACAUUCAUACACUAGACCGCACACUCCACUUAUCUGGGAUAACAAAUGGGCUGGGUUAAAAACAUCCUACUGAUGGCCAGAUACUCUGAAGCCAACUGAUUGAAACAAAAUCAACAGACCUGUGUUCAAGAACAGCGGUGUAGGUCACAUAGAAACCAGUGAUUAAUGGCCUUGAUAAAUUUCAGUUUGUUGUUUAUUGUGCUGGGGUCACACACAACAAUCCACAGACUUGAGAUACACCAAAACAGUUAAAGACAGUAGACUACAGUAUGUUUAAUCUCUGUACAAGUUGGUUUGGCAGUCUAUCAUUUGAGGCAGCGACAGAUAAAGGAAGUUGAUGUUUAGGAGCUCUGAGAUGUUUAUAUCUUAAUGUUAGACGGUCUGAAGAGGGUCUGAAGAGGCAAAAUUUAUCAUUGAAAGAGCAGAGGCACAAUGUAACAGGAAGAGGGAGGUAAAUGUGCCAGAGAUAUGUCACAGCUUAUAAACUGUAACUAAUGGCUCUUUAAUGUGUGCUUUUCACUAAUUAUAUCUAUAUAUUUUUCAGUUACAUAAUCUAAAUUUAAAAAAAAAAAAACAUUUAUCAAGAGUUUGUGCAACUCUAAUCGUUUUUUUAAAUGGAAUCUUCCAUCAGUCACUUUUCAAGAAAAGAUGUUUAAUCACUUUCUUCCAUAUGGUUAAAUUUAAAACCUCCAGUUUUUCUUUUUCCUGAUAAUUAGAAAUUUGAACUGGUUUUGGAUAUUUCUAACUUUUGGGCAGAGCUAGGAAUGUUGUUACCCCCAUGAACUACACAGACAGGAUGGGUGUAGCUUCAAAGUCUGAAAAGUGACAUCUUGCUGAGUUUAUUGUGUUAUUUGCAAGUUUAAAGUCUAUCUUAAAAUGUAAUCAAAUGAUUAUUCCAUAAUAAUGUUUAUUUUUCAAAUAAUUUUCAAAUUGAUAGUGAAAAUAAAGAAGAUUGUGUUUUAGGGUCUGCUAUAACUGUUUACCGAAUGGGGAUCCUGCAGUUUCUUGGAGUUGUCCAUUGCUCAUCACAUUGGGGUUUAAUGUCAAAGGCUUUAAAACAGGAGCUCACUGACUAAUGGGUGACAUCCAGUGAUGGAUUUGUUUCUCAAAAAAUUUAAUUACUUGUUAUUUUUUUUAAAGCUAUCCAUGACAUUACUUAAUAUUUAACAGUAUAAAACAGACUGGCACAAAUCCCUGUCCAAUCACUUUCUUUCCAAGACCCAAGUCUGAUUUUAGAUUAAUAUUUUUUUUUUUAAUAUAUUUCCCAUUUAGUUACAAAAAUUAUUUCUCUGUAUUUAACAAUAUAAAAAUGGCAAAAACAGAAAGUAAUUCAUGUGCAAAUAUGUGUGAUGUAUCUGAACUACAGUUGCCAUUGGAGUGAGCAAUGAUCAAGAAUGGAGCACCAAUAAAUGCUAUAAAUACACCACGCAAUGUGUCCAUAAAACAUUUAUGCAGUCACUGCAAUUCAGUGAAUGUUAAAGUUGAGAAAUAAAACUCACUGAAUGCAAGAAGUCAACACAGUAUGCUCCGCAUUGCUUAACUGUUAUAAAAUGGCAGAUAUCAAUGAUCUAAAUUAGCAGUUUUCAUUUAAACUGUAGGUUCAUUAAACUUGCUGUCACCCCAUGUUAAUCAGUCCAGUCCACUGUGAUCAAUCGCUGAUCUUUCUUGAUUACUUAACCUAAGGGGAAAAGUCCAUCCCUGCUGCUGGCUGUGUACGCAUCUUGUGGAGGCCAUUUCUAACAUGUUGAGCAAUGAAAGAAUGUCAGAGGCUUUAAAUAUCCUGUGUGAGUUAAUAUUUUAUCAACAUCUCAGUCCCAAGGCCUCUUCCCCCUUUUACAUCCCCACAUCCAACUCUGAGAUUGUGCACAAAGCAGGAACGGUAUACUUUUUGUUUUAAACCUACCAGCUUUUUUUCAUUGCCUUCCCUUCACAUUCUCACAGCUUGUGCACUUUCUAUUUUUCAACAAAAAAUGCAUUUUCCUGCUAAUGGGUUUGCAAAUGCAAACCUUUCCCUUAUAGAAAAUGUUGGUUGUCUUAUCUUGGCACAUACGAUUUCUAUCACAUGGAUCAAGCAGAGAGGAAAUUAAAUCUUGAUGAAAAGAGGGCAUUCAAAUGUGCUUAAUAGGCAAUCUAAUUUAGAGUUGCAAACAGAAAAUGAGCUGAGCAGCAGAAUGAAGGCAGCUCCAUGUGUGGUUCAGUGUGUCCCACUGCAUCCACUGAGCUUAUUCAUUAUGUAUGCAAUGAUCUCUUGAUGAAGGGGCCUGAAACAAAGCAUCAUCUUCAUUGUACAGAUGGCACUGCUGGUGCUUCUUUGCCCAGAAACACUCCAACAACACUACUUGUUUUUAUGGAGUUUAAUGAAAUGUGAAGGGUUUUAACAGCAGUGGCAGUUAAAAAUACUCAUAGAUUUUCUAUAAAAGAUAACUCAGAUUAAUAACAACUUUUACUGCUUUACACUGCUUGUAAAAGAUGUUACUCAUCAAGUUCAUUUUAUCUUACAAAUGAAGAAGGCAGCCUACAUUUACACUUAUUGUCAACAAAAUGUAGAAGAGAGGGGAAAUGAAGUUUAAAGGUAAAACAGUUACAUAAUUAUCUGUGGUAAACACAGUGUUAUUUAUGUAGAAACCAACUUCUUCACUAUCUUUCAACCCAUUGUAUUGUAUGUUGCUAUAUGUGUACACUCUUCCAGUGCAAUUAGGCCACAGAUAUAGUGCCAAAUCUAAUAGUGUAGAUAAUCUGAAUAAAAAUUGAAUUUACCUCAUUGCUGAUUUCUAGGCAUAAUGCUUUCAGUGCACAUAACCAAUAGACUGUCAAAUAUUGCCAAGGUGUCCAAUUCGACACUUGAAAAUACUCAAAUUGUUACAACAACAGGAUUAUCCCUUAAGCCAGUACCAGCUAUUUGCCACAUGAGGCAGCAGAACAAUUAGUAAUAAAAGGUAAGAUUGACUAAAUAUGUUAAAAACCUGAAGCAAUCAGAAAUCCAACUGAUUUGAUUGCUGAUUGCUGAAAAAUAAGCAAUUAAUGCAGUGAACUAUAAGGCAGAGACGUAUUUUCUAUGCCUUCUGACCCUAAAUGGCUGUAUUAUCAUUUGAGAAAUUGGAGCUGGUUCCUGCUGACAUAAUUGAGUUCCCGGGUGGAGCAUUUAUGUCAGGUGCAAGAAGGCUGCCUUCAUUCAUUAUUCAUGUUUGAUCAAAGAGAGUGAUCAAGUACCACUGAGGAAUGCAAAGUCAUAAUAGUAGGGUGAAAUUGGGUUUUAUGAUGGAUGGUACUUCAAUACCAUUGAUACAUAGAGGUUAAACUGGGAUGUUUUUCAGUCAUUUAGGAAAGGAAAAUAUAGAAGUGUAAACACAGCACUUCUCAAUAAACUGCGAUUAGCUAGUUUUUCAUUAUUAGACCCACAGUGGUGUGUGAAAACCACCGCUCUGACUUCUGCAGGCUGAAAGAUUUAUAGGCUAGCUGCUCUAUUCUCCUGAAGCAGCAGCCCGUGCAGCCACACCAUGGCAACAAUGGCCAACAGCUUUCCACUGGAUAAGAAGAUACCCAGUGUUUAGAGUUGAAUACCUGUCCAUCUGUCCCCACCAACAUGGCCGCAAGCAGGGCUUUUCAGCACCUCUGUCACACACGCUGAGGUAUCUAAUUCCUACACAUACGAAUACACGGAGGCUGAACAAAGCAACCAGAGACCUCACGAGGAUUAAAGACAAGAGUUUGGUGCAGAAAUAUUUUAUAAGCCAAACAGAAGUGGUAUUCCAGGAGAGUGUAUUAGAAGCAGAGGAUUACACCGUGCAUAUUGUGUGAGUUUUAGAGCUGUACUGUGGUGAUAAGGCCUAUGUUGGCUUCAGAGACAAGAACCUGCAUUAUGUGGAAGACAGGUGCUGAAUGUUAAAUACGUUUAUUAAGGAUAGAACAAUUUACUGCAUUGCAAUGUUUACACUGAUAUGUGAUGAAUAACAGAACUUGAUCAGAUUGGAUUUAUUUAAAAAACACUGAAAAACAGUCCUUCAAAAAGAAUAAAUUGCUAAGCAAAAAGCUGUGUGGUACAGUUUUGUCUGUAUCACUAAGUUAAGCUGUUUUAAAGUGUUCGAACGCAGCAUCUGAGACUAGGUGAAAUUAUUUUAUUAAGCUUCAGUUUUGAUAAUAUUAUUAGAUAUCGUGUCUUAUUUUUACCAGAUUAACAUUAAAAAACAUUCCUUUUCCAACAAAAUGUUUUUUUCUGCAUUUAACUAUAUAAAAAUGAAAACAAAAUGAAAGAAAUUCAGUCAUUGGUGUCAAUUAUCUGAAUUACUAAGCUAUGACAAAAUAUAGUUAAAUUACUAGUUCACUGCUCCCCAUCACUGAACCCAAGUUAUUAGAAUAUUGAAAAUGAAUUCAAGUAAUCUCAGGCCAUGAAAUCCUUGUAACUUUGUCCCAGUGGUGUGCAAAACAGAAUUUCCGUUGGAUUGAGGCCUGGACUUUGCCCGCGUCAUUGCAACACUUUGAUACUUCUCUUUGUCAGCCAUUCUCUUGUUAAUUUGCAGCUGUGCUUGAGAUCAUUGUUCGGUUGCAUGACCCAGUUUUGGCUUUAGCUGUCAGACAAAUUGCCUCACAUUUGACUUUAUAAUACUAUAAUACAGAGAAAGUCAUGCUCUGUUCAGCCAUGUGGCUGCAAAAUCAUCACUCCUCCAUCACCAUGCUUGACAGCUGGCAAGAGGUGUUGUACACUCCAGUCUUGCUGGCAGUACAUCCAAACAAGCCAUACAUGUUCAGUCCUUUUCUAAGUGUACUGUCAUGAGCUUUAGCCCUGAACAUGAUAACUGAGGCCUGUAAAGUCUGUCAUGAAGCACUUGGGUUUUUAUUGCAGUGUCUCUGAGCAUUACACAGCUUGACCUUGGGGGGAAUUUGGUAGGAUAUCCUCUCCUGGAAACAUUGUAAAGUUGUGUUAACACCGACCUGACCCACAAUGAGAGAGAGAGAUGCUUUUAAUCACUACCUUAUUAACACAGUAAGCAGCUUUGUGUAUUUGAUUUGGCAGAUUUUUGCACUGGAUACCCUUCCUGACGCAAAUCACAAGGGCUUUUGUGUCACCAUGUGGAACUGAACCAGGGUGCUCAUUAGGCAAAUGUGUAACCCACUACACUAUGGGGUUCCUAGGAUGGGCAAAUGACUAAUAGAACAGAAUUACUAUUAGUAGAGCAAAAAGGUUAGCACAGCUAAGAGUUAAAAGCAAUUUUUAGUCAUAUAAAAUCAAGACUAAAUGAUACAAAAUGAACCUGUGUCUGUGUAGUGGCUCAACCCAAACAGAUAGACAUGAAAAUAAAACAAAAAUAAAUAAAUAAAAUUUCAGUUUCAUUUGUUUUAUUUUAUUUUUCUCCCUUAAGUCUAUCAACCCCAACUGACUUUCAAAAAAAAAACAUUAAAUGGACCAACGUGAGGGCAAAAAAGUGAGCACGCAGAGAAAAAACACUGGCCUGUGACCAGUGAAUCCUACGCACGGGUGUGAAAUUUGAUAGUGAGCCACGCAAGAGCACCUGGCAGGCAGACAGACAGGUUCAGGACUUUACUAGCAAUGAGAAAAACGAUCCCAAUGCUGCAUAAACACAGGUGUGCUUUCCUUUCAGCCUUGUUAUACUGACGACGGGAGGACAGAUGGACAAGACAAACGAGUGAGAAGAAGAAGCUUCCACUAAGAAAUCACAAAGAAGUUUUAUAGUGACAUCUACUGUCCCUGUGUGCAGUAAUUUUGUUGCUGUUGCUGAUUACUACAGUGUUACAUUCGCUGAUAUCUCCCUACACACUGUGCAUUUCCUGUACAAAAAGCUUAAUGAACGUUAUCAACAUGAGAUAACGUUUACUGUGUUUAUUUGCAUGCUGCACAAGACUAAAUGACUCGAAUUUUGUUGUUGUUCAAAACAUCUGUCUUGUAUAUUUAACUGUAACUGCCCUCCCUUCUGUUGAAACCUCACACUUUGGAGAGAUUUACAACUGCUCCUUAAGACUCUGCAAAUGCCCGGUCAGAUAUUUAAUCAAACUCUGUGCGUGACGAAGUGCAGACAAGCUUCUUUCACGGCUGGAUGAAGAGGUAAAUUAAAUAGAGGCUUUACAUUUCACUGAAAAGGUGUGUUACUAUUACACAGUUAUUAAUAUAAGAAGACUUUGUACUAUUUCUGGAGUGAAGUAGCAAAACAAACGUAAUUCUAAGAUUAUUUUGUAGCUUAGUUUCCUGGGUAACUCAGUAAUUCUUGUUUUAUGGCUUACAAAAAUGUAUUAGGGCAACUAUAGGGCGACAUAUUUGGACUGACAUGUUUUUGCUUGUUGCCAAUAGCAAAUCUUUAUUUUUGCAUCAAAUAAAAUACAUUUGAAAACUUUCCUGGCAACAACAUUUGCUAGUUUGCAUUUUUACAAUUUAGCAGUGAAGUUUUUUAUUGGUAAGAAUAGUACUGAACAGUAUUACAAUUACACAGAUGAGAGUCUUGAUCGUGAAAUAUUUCACUAGUGAAUAUAAAAAUACUUGUUUUUGUAUCACAACAAUAUUUAAAUGCUAACAAAUCUCAGCUAGGAUUCUCUCUCGUGAAUCUCACUCAUCAAUCUCAUCAUUCUAAUGUUUUGUACACAUCAACAGGCCAUAUGGGAACAUGAGGAGGAGGCUUGGUGUAACUCAGGAGGCUUUGGAUGAGCAAACAGCGCCUGCAGCUAUGGAACCUCCCUGUCCAACGGAAAGGAGGAAAAGAGUGGGUCCCACACUCCCUUUGCCUCAUCAAAUAGCGAUUGGCUCCUGCGGAGUAAAUCUCCUAUCACAGAGCUUACCUAUCUCCAGUGGUGGAGGAGGGAGGAGGGAGAACAAAGCCAGAUUACACAGAGGUCUGAACCCAAAAAGUAGUGUACAGCUGCCUGAAUGAUAACCAGGAGGAGGGAGCCCCUGCCAGGAUCUUCAGCGUGGCACCAGCUGUGGUGUCUCCUCUGUCUACAAAACAAGGUUGAUAGACAGAGCUGUGGCUAGUGACAAGACAGGCAAUGGAGGUACCACUUGUUAAUUUUGAAAACAUGGAUGAUGUUGGCAUCAACCUGGGAGACCCAAACGAUUCUGGGUACCCAACCUCACCCACAUCAGAGGCCGCUGAUCAGAACCUUUUAACCCAGCGUUUGACUUCUCCUCAACAGUUACCACACAGAGGACGACACAGCCAUCAGUCUGGUGCAGAGGGGCUCUCACCUUCCACUCCUCUUACACUGACCACUAAAGCCAACUCCAGCAGUGGCAGUUUGAUCUCUAAUCUAAAGCUCCUGAUCAACAGUGAGUCUCCCACCGACAGUGUCUUCAGUAAGAUGCCGAGGGAUUAUUACGAGAGUGAAGAUUUGUUUGAAAAGCACUGCAUGGAAGAAAAGGAUGAGAAAGUUGUCAUCAAUAUUUCAGGACUGAUGUUUGAGACCCAGCUCAGCACCCUGAAUAAGUUUCCAGAGACACUGCUUGGAGACCCUAUGAAGAGGAUAAGCUAUUUUGACCCAAUGAGAAACGAGUACUUUUUUGACAGAAACCGCCCAUCUUUUGAUGGGAUUCUCUACUACUAUCAGUCAGGAGGGAGAAUCCGCAGACCAGCCAAUGUACCUUUAGAUGUAUUUGCUAAUGAAAUUGUUUUCUAUGAAUUGGGUCAUGAAGCGAUGGAGCAGUUCCGUGAAGAUGAAGGUUUUAUCAAAGAGCCAGAAGUUCUUUUGCCCACCAAUGAACUCCAGCGACAAUUUUGGCUACUGUUUGAAUACCCAGAGAGCUCCAGUGCGGCCAGAUCUGUUGCUCUGGUUUCUGUCCUUGUUAUUGUCAUCUCUAUCUUCAUAUUCUGCCUAGAGACUCUGCCAGAGUUCAGGGAGGACAAUGACUUUAUUCCAGGUGUAACCCAAUUCAUCAAUGGCACCCGAGAAGAUGCUAACCUUCAUCAGACCACUAAAAACCUGCUGGCAUAUUUCACUGACCCCUUUUUCAUAGUGGAGACUAUUUGCAUAAUUUGGUUCUGCUUUGAACUCGGUGUCCGCUUCGUGGUGUGCCCCAGCAAAAGUGAUUUCUUCAAUAACAUCAUGAAUAUCAUCGACAUCGUCUCUAUUAUUCCUUACUUUGUAACCCUGGGAACAGAGCUGGCUACAACACCUGAUGACGAUAUGAACUCUAGUCAGAACAUGUCUUUAGCGAUCCUAAGAAUCAUCCGACUAGUGAGAGUCUUCAGAAUUUUUAAGCUCUCCCGACACUCAAAGGGACUUCAGAUUUUGGGGCAGACCCUGAAAGCCAGCAUGAGGGAACUGGGCCUGCUAAUCUUCUUCCUAUUUAUAGGAGUCAUCCUAUUCUCAAGUGCCAUCUACUUUGCAGAAGUGGAUGAGCCCCAGACACAAUUUGUUAGCAUCCCUGAUGGCUUCUGGUGGGCUGUGGUGACGAUGACCACUGUGGGUUAUGGCGACAUGUGCCCCAUCACCAUGGGAGGCAAAAUGGUCGGCACUCUCUGUGCCAUUGCUGGUGUCUUGACCAUUGCCCUGCCUGUCCCUGUCAUCGUGUCCAACUUUAACUAUUUUUACCACCGUGAGACUGAGCAGGAGGAGAAACAGGUGAUGGAUGCAGCAGCAGAGGCUGCCCAGAAAAUGUCAGCUGCAAAUAAGUGUGGAAGCACACUUUCACUAAACAAAAGUAACAGCACCUGGCAGAAUGAAAAGAAUGGCAUGCACUGAUAAAGAAACUCAAGUAUUUAUUUAUAUAAAGGGCAUAAAAAACAAAUGGACAAAACAAACAUAUCCAUUAAUAAGAUACACUGAUUAUUCAGUGUAUCUUUCUCUCCGUUUUAUACUCCAAACAUGGCAGCAUUUGUGUAGAUAAUUACAGUAUUAAAAAGCACCGUGUGGUCUUGUGGCAACUGGGAUAGGCUCCAGCCACCCUGCAACUCUGACUUAGAUAAAUGGUUAUGGAUAAAUCUCUGGAUGUAUGUUUGGCGAGACAGUUUUCACAGAAGUUGUCUGCCUGCAUGUGGAUGUGUCAAAGUGCAAUUACUACAACUACUGUCAGUUACCUUUAUGAGCAUGACUGAAAGGUAUAACAUAUUAUCUUUCAUCCAGUGCACUUUGAAGAAAAAUGUCAUAGCUUAUAUGUACUUGAGAGGCAAAUUCUUAAUCUUGGAAAAUGUUAUUGUUAGAGUAAAUACUGUAACGACGGGAUAGGCAGUUGCAUAAUGUCCUUCUGGACUGUAUUAGCGGACUAAGUGACGGAAGAAAACAAAUCAAAAAUGAUUUUGAGCAGCAGUAGAACUGGAAGUAUAUUCAGUACUCAUAUUACAUCACAGUCCCAUGUCAGUCUAUACUUCAUCAUAAUCAGCAGAAUCUUGAGAGGACUUGGCAUGAUUUUCAAGGGCAGAUGAAUGUUUCCAGGCAAGAGGACAUCAGCACACACAGUGACUUAUCAGCAAAUCUAUUCUUGUGGAGAAGCAGCACUUCUCCAUAUGACACAGCAUAACAAUAUCUGUGUGAUAAACAGUUGGUGCAUUAGCAUGUCCGCCAUAAAUCUUCUAGAUGGCUGAAGAAUAUAAAUCAAAUAUAAUAGAGUAUAAUGUAAUACAUGCAGUAGUUGCAUGAAGAAGUUUCAGCUUUUAAAAUCAACUUUUCUUUUAUUAUUUGGGAUUUUGCUCCAAAUUAUGCACAUUAGAUAUAUGGAUCACCUUCUAAAGUGUAAUGUGAAUUUACCCUUUAAAAACACAUCAAUCAAAUGCACUUAAUGCUUUUUUCCACAUAUCUCUUAAGCACUUUUGGAAUUUUGCACCAUCCACUGUUGGCAGGGGAAAAAAAUGUGUAAAAAUGUGAAAGAACAUGUGUAUUCAGUUUGUAUCUGAGGGAGCUGGAGAAAGGCAAAAAAAAAAAAAAUCGACUUUUGCACUCUUAUUUGAACAUAUCUCCAUUUGCCUUUUUUCUCUCAUUUUUAACUGCAUGGCAUAGUGUGCUGGAAUGAGGUUUACUUCUUGUUAUCAGCAAAUGAAUGUUUGAAUAUUUACUGUGGCUGAAUGUACUGUAGUAUUUUAACCAUAAUAGUAAUGAGUAUUGUAUUCCAUGUGAUGGGAAAAGCCAAUACCUUAAGUGGAUUUGAGAAAAGAAGAGAACAAAUGAUAAAUGUGCACAGUUUAUUUGAAUUGGUACUAUAUAUGCAUGCCACAUUUUGACCUUGAAAAUGUACUGUAUGUAAGUUUAUGAAACAUAUAAAUACAGCUUGUACUAAAGUGUAAAUGAAUAUAGUUGAAAACAGUUGGUACCUUUCUAAUAACCUCACAAUAUGCAAUAAUGAUGUGACACGUGGAUGAAAAAAAAAGUAUUUUUCACCCAUGGGAAGAGCAAUACCUGUAAUUAAAAUGCAAUAAGGUGACAUCAGCUGUCACUUGGGUACUCAGCACUUUACAGUGUCAUAAAGCACUUAAUAUCUAAGGACUCUUACUGUGUGUCAACAUUGUACAGUUCAAGUCAUAAUUUGCUGUUUUAUUUAUUCAGCAAAGAGUGCCUUUCAUUAAAUGUGUAUUCUAAAAGUGUGAAGUUUCCUUUAGAUAAUUUCUUUUCUGGAAUGAAAUGCACCUAUGUUUAAAUUUAAAUCUUUAAAACAUCUUUUUUUUCCCCCUGUGUUUAAUAAUAAUGGUGAUGAAUGGAGGUGUAAGUCUCAGUGUAUAGCUUUGGGCAUGAAUACUCAUUAACGCCUCAUGUUAGCUGUUAUUAACGCCUACUCGCUGUUGGUUCUCUGCUGAUAUCAUGAUGGCAUCCCUCUCUGUAUCUUCAGGUUUCUAUAAAAACUCAUGACUAACACUGUGUCACAUCACGAGACAGAAAAAGUCAGGCUGUUUUAAAUAUUGAUGUAUAUCAAGACUGGAGGAGCAGAUGUUUGGCAUUGUGUGUUCUCUAAAAAGCCUAUAAAGAAUAGAAUUUCUGUCAGAAAUAGGUGUGAAGAUCAAAAAGGGAUUAUCAAAUUAUAGAGCAUUCUAAAAAUGGAGGGAUUUUGAGUCAAAAAUGUGAAAUAGAAACAUGAUUAGCUUUUCCUUUCUAUUGGCAAAGCUCGUCACUGGAUGGAGAAAUCCUAAUACUGUGUGCCUAACAAUGCCUUUGACUGGGAUCGUUUCUGAAGCAAAAGCACCAAAUUAAAUAUGCAGACCUUAUGAAUCAUUUAUAAGACUAUCUAUCUUGGCUUCUAAGGCUAGGCACUGACUAUUUAACUUGUUUUACUGUCCCAUACAGUCACAGGAAGGAAACAUUUUCAGUUGGUAUGUGUAAAUGAUAUCAAGGUAUUAUGCGUGUAGAUUUUAUAUAUCUAAUGCAUUUUUUGUUCUAAGUCUUGCCUCCAUCAAAAAAGUAGUUGCAGUGUUUUCAUGCUGAAACAUACUGACUGUUUUAUUACCGUCUGUUUGGAGCCCUGUUAGUGUCUCUAGUUAACACUCAGGUCAGCGGGCCACCAUUCUGCCCCGCUGAUCACUGAUUGUACAGUGAUAGCCCAAAGACAAGGUCUGAUAGCAUUUUAGCAUUUAACAGACAGGUGGCUCUGGCAAGGUCAAAGCCAAUGUGAGGCUAUCAUUUAUAAUUCAUUGGGUGUUUAAUGAAGAGAUCACAUCUAUCCUGCCUUACAUAAAGAUUCACCCCAAGAAAUCCAUUCAAAGCAGAUGGUCCAGUCACUGUGACACAGCAUACUGUACUGCACCCCUUAAUGGAUCUAAAAAUAUCACUGUUGCAUGACUCUGUUUAUCCUUUUACUCUCCAAGUUAGUGACAAGCUCUGUCUCAUUGCUUUAAAAGAAAACAAUGGACUGGUCUCACAUGAAAGCUCAGACAGUGAGUCUCAUAUCAGUAGAUUGGGUUACUGUUUUGUCAGCAGACACGUUAAGCCAAUUUCAAAGCUGCACAGACAGCAGCCUGUGUACUGUAGUUCACACCCUCCUGAGGGCAAAGUCACUUGGACCUCUGCAGCUUGUGUUUGUAAUAAAACUCUAAAAAGUCUCUAAUUUUUUCCAGUGACUUGGAUGCUGGAACAAGCCCAGUAAAAACAAGGCUUGAUGACCUUGUUGUUAUAGAGUUUUGAUCAAAGUGUGAAGGCAGCGCUGCAACGAGUGGCAAUGCAAUCCUCACAGCUUUAAUAUUGAUUAAAGUUCUGCCACGUUCACCUACGGUAUUACUUGAAUCAUUGAUUCUGUGCCAUGAGUUUGCUGACUGAGAACUUUUAGACAUGGCUUCUGCAUUACUCUUAUAGAUUCUUUAUUAACUAAAGAACUAAUAUGAUGACCUUAGAAAAACAAAACCAAAGAAGAGCUGCUUUAUAACAAAUAAGCAGUAGAUUUUUGGCACAGGACAAACCAAUCUUGCAAGGUACUCCAUCUGCUCUCUCAGCACUCGAGGAUGAAGAACAGACAGGUGGACGUACACCUCUUUUCAGUGGGGAGGGGAUCAGGCAUCCUGACACUAUGUGAUAACACGAUGCUCCACAGAUGGGGCUUUGUUGGGAAGUCCUUCUCCUUACCAUUUCGUUGUUUUGUUUGUUCACCUAUGCUGGAGAUCAUUUAUGUUACAUCUAAAAUGUCAUCACACAUGAAUCAACUUCCAGGUAAUAAUUAAAGAACCUCAUAUCUCAGUCCUCCUUAUUUGGAUAAGGCUGAUGAUAUUUUAUGUAUUUGACUGUCAAUAAAUGUCAUUAAAAAAUUAAAACAA